Lates calcarifer (barramundi perch) is the source of this 7653-nucleotide messenger RNA. RefSeq names its product TRAF2 and NCK interacting kinase a (gene tnika). NCBI's taxonomy places the organism in Eukaryota, Metazoa, Chordata, Actinopteri, Centropomidae. Gene Ontology annotation, biological process: protein phosphorylation. The record is from RefSeq and is a predicted model, not a curated record. Gene Ontology annotation, molecular function: ATP binding; protein kinase activity.
UGUAUAAUCACUGGCUGUCACAGUAGCGGCCGCUAGACAAACGCUAGCAGCAAACUACUCUCCACGGCCCCUUCACCUUUCUCUCCGAACCGUCUAAAUCCCGCAGACAUGGACCCGGAUGGGCUGACGUUCACGGCGCUCUCGCUUCCCACCCUCCGCGUGUUUGCGCUCUAGCCGUGCGCUCCCGGCCCGAAGGCACGUCCCGCUGCUGACCCAGACGAGGGGAGGCUGUUAUUAUUUUGUCGCCUGCUGAGACAUCACUGUGUAGCAGAGAGAGAGGGAGAGAGAGGGAGAGGGGACAGUAGAGACUGAGCAGCAGAGAAGGACCGCACAGUCGUGACAGCAAGAGGCCGUUUCAGGAUACAGGGCAAACUGAGAGCGGCUUUUUGUGUCCUCCAUCAUGGCGAGUGACUCUCCAGCUCGGAGUCUGGACGAAAUCGACCUGUCCGCUUUGAGGGAUCCCGCUGGCAUCUUUGAGCUGGUUGAGCUGGUGGGAAAUGGUACCUAUGGACAGGUGUACAAGGGUCGCCAUGUUAAGACAGGGCAGCUGGCAGCCAUCAAGGUCAUGGAUGUCACCGGGGACGAGGAAGAGGAGAUUAAAGCAGAAAUUAACAUGCUGAAGAAGUACAGCCACCAUCGGAACAUCGCCACCUACUAUGGAGCUUUCAUCAAGAAAAACCCUCCUGGCAUAGAUGACCAGCUAUGGCUGGUCAUGGAAUUCUGUGGAGCUGGCUCAGUGACAGACCUGAUCAAGAACACCAAGGGCAAUUCGCUGAAAGAGGAGUGGACCGCCUAUAUCUGCAGAGAGAUUCUCAGGGGUCUGACUCAUCUCCAUCAGCACAAGGUCAUUCACAGAGACAUCAAGGGACAGAAUGUCCUGCUGACUGAGAACGCAGAGGUCAAACUAGUGGACUUUGGUGUUUCAGCCCAGCUGGAUAGGACAGUAGGAAGGAGAAACACAUUUAUUGGGACACCGUACUGGAUGGCGCCAGAGGUCAUCGCUUGUGACGAGAACCCUGACGCCACGUACGACUUCAAGAGUGAUUUAUGGUCACUGGGAAUCACAGCAAUAGAGAUGGCUGAAGGAGCACCACCACUGUGUGACAUGCACCCAAUGAGAGCCCUCUUCCUCAUCCCACGCAACCCUGCCCCCAGACUCAAGUCAAAGAAGUGGUCAAAGAAGUUCCAGUCAUUCAUAGAGAGCUGUCUGGUGAAGAGCCACAGCCAGAGACCCAGCACAGAGCAACUCCUCAAACACCCGUUUAUCAGAGACCUGCCCAACGAGAGGCAGAUCCGCAUCCAGCUGAAGGACCACAUCGACCGCACCAAGAAGAAGAGAGGAGAGAGGGAUGAGACAGAGUAUGAGUACAGUGGCAGUGAAGAGGAGGAUGAAGAAAGGGACAUGGGUGAACCAAGCUCCAUCAUCAACAUACCCGGGGAGUCGACCCUGAGGCGGGACUUCCUGCGCCUCCAGCUGGCCAAUAAGGAGCGCUCUGAGGCGCAGCGGCGGCAGCAGCUGGAGCAGCAGCAGAACGAGGAGCACAAGCGCUUGCUUUUGGCUGAGAGACAGAAACGCAUCGAGGAGCAGAAGGAGCAGAGGAGGCGGCUGGAGGAGCAACAGCAGCGAGAACGUGAGGUGAGGAAACAGCACGAGAGGGAGCAGAGGAGGCGCUAUGAGGAAAUGGAGCAGCUCCGCAGAGAGGAGGAAAGAAGACAUGCGGAGAGAGAACAGGAGUAUAUCCGUAGACAGCUGGAAGAGGAACAGAGGCAGUUAGAGAUUCUCCAGCAGCAGCUACUACAGGAACAGGCAUUACUGCUGGAGUACAAGCGUAAGCAGAUAGAGGAGCAGCGGCAGGCGGAACGGCUACAGAGGCAGCUCCAGCAGGAGAGAGCCUACCUGGUGUCUCUUCAACAGCAGCAGCAGCAACAGCAGCAGCAGCAGCAGGAGGGAAGGCAAGCAGAGAAGAAACAGCUUUACCACUACAAAGAUGUCAUCAAUCCUAAUGACAAGCCUGCCUGGGCUAAGGAGGUCCUGAAGCAGCCGCAUGCUCACGGUAACCCGCCCCGCUCCCACCUACGACAUCACCAGUCAUUCAAUCAACCAGCUUCAUCCCCUGGCUCUCACGGCCACCCCAGAGCUCAGGCCCCUAGACGAUCCCUGUCCCAUGCUGCCCAACUCCUCUCCACCCACGUCCCUCACAUCUGCAUUUCAGCAGACCCUGGGGAAUCCCUAGAUCCAGGGCUUAAGCAGGAGAUAAGUCAGCAGGUCAGAGAGUUUAGGGCUCAGAAACUCAAUCAGAGGGGCCGUAGCCCGGGGCCAGUCCAGGAGCAGAACCAAGCUGCUGGCCAAGGACCCAGUAAGGGCCGCAGUAAGAACCAUAAAGAGCAUUCUAGUCGAGGGCCAAUCAGCCAGUCUAUUCCAAUACCCAACCCUUAUCAUCUUGGGCCCAAUAAUCAGAAAGAGAAGCUUAGAGACAGGCCUCUCUCUGCCCCCAGUCAGGGAGCCAUCCAGGGUCUAAUGUCUCCAGACCUACAACUUAAGGCCCUUCAGCCUCAUCCUCAGUCCCCAGGACAGGUCCAGAAACGUCAGUCUGGAUCAAACCAUAUUUCCAACCUUGCAGUCAAACCGGUGGAGGAGCGAUCUAAGCUGAACAGACAGAGCUCCCCAGCGCUGCAGCACAAAGUGUCCAACCGCAUCUCCGACCCCUCCCUCCCUCCCCGCUCCGAGUCCUUCAGCAGUGGGGGCAUGCAGCCCGCCCGCACCCCACCCAUCCACCGAUCCAUCGAACCACAGAUGGCUCACCUGGUUCCAGUGAAGACCCACUCCAGCUCCAUGUCUGGCUCCCAGUCUCUGCAGGACCAAACAGGGCUCAGUGCGAGUGAGGGUGUCAGUGUGGGGUCCCCCAGGCCUGAGAUGCCCCGGCAGAACUCAGACCCCACCUCUGACACCCCCGGACCCCCUCUGCGCAUCACUGGCAGGGAGGAACGGGAUCGGGAACGGGAACGGGACAGAGACAGGGAUCGGGACAGGACUGCGUGGCUGAGAGAGGAGGAUAUUCCACCAAAGGUGCCACAGAGGACCACUUCUAUCUCCCCAGCCCUGGUCAGGAAGAACUCCCCUAAUGGAGGAGUGGGUCUGGGCCCUCGCACAGGUUCUCAGCUCAUACGGGCCAGUAACCCAGACCUGCGGCGGUCAGAGCUCUCUCUAGACGCCAUGCUGCAAAGAACCUCCUCCAACUCGUCAUCUUCCUCCUCCCCUUCAUCUCAGGGAGGCUCAGCCGAGAGGAGAGGUCAAACCAAGCAGGAAGGAUCCCCUCCAGGAGCCAAUCAGGAGGCGAAGUCCAAACAGGAGGAAGGCCGUGAAUCAGCCAGACCCAGCAGACCUGCAGACCUAAGUGCAUUGGCUAAAGAACUCAGAGAACUAAGGGUAGAGGAGGGCAGCAGACCUCCAGUCAAGGUGACAGACUACUCGUCCUCUAGUGAGGAAUCCGAGAGCAGCGACGAGGACGGGGAGACAGUGGGGCAUGAUGGGACUGUGGCUGUCAGUGACAUUCCCCGCAUCAUGCCAGCGGUGCAGAGCAGUGGUGAGUCGUAUGGAGGGCUGACAGAGGACUCUCUGGGAGAUGCCUAUAAUAGCUCCAAGGACGGCACUCUAGUGAUGAGAGAGGCGGAAGAGAGGAGGAGAGGCAGUCACACCGAGAGUAACGGGUUCGGGAAUCACAGUAACCAUGGUAACCUCCCUGACCUCGUACAGCAGAGCAACUCUCCCUCAGCCACACCCACCACAGCCCUGCAGGAACUGGGCGACAUGGCAGAGUUUGGCGUGGGUGGGUCCAAAGCGUCCUUUACCCCAUUUGUUGAUCCACGUGUCUAUCAAACAUCCCCAAGUGAAAAUGACAAUGAGAACUCAGCAGCAGCCAUGUUUGCAAAUGAGCUGUUGAGGCAGGAGCAGGCCAGACUAAAUGAAGCCAGAAAGAUCUCUGUGGUCAACGUCAACCCCACCAAUAUCAGACCCCACAGCGACACACCUGAGAUCCGCAAAUACAAGAAACGCUUCAACUCUGAGAUCCUGUGUGCUGCACUCUGGGGUGUGAACCUGCUGGUGGGGACAGAGAAUGGUCUGAUGCUGCUCGACCGAAGUGGACAGGGAAAAGUCUAUAACCUGAUCACCAGACGGCGCUUCCUGCAGAUGGAUGUGCUAGAGGGACUCAAUGUGCUAGUCACCAUAUCUGGGAAGAAGAAUAAGUUGCGUGUCUACUACUUGUCCUGGCUGAGGAACAGAAUAUUACACAAUGACCCAGAGGUAGAAAAGAAGCAGGGUUGGAUUACAGUUGGGGAGCUGGAGGGCUGUGUGCAUUAUAAAGUUGUAAAAUAUGAGAGGAUUAAGUUCUUGGUGAUUGCUCUGAAGAAUUCUGUGGAAAUCUAUGCCUGGGCUCCCAAACCCUACCACAAGUUCAUGGCCUUCAAGUCAUUUACUGAGUUGCAGCACCGUCCACAGCUGGUUGACCUGACGGUGGAGGAAGGUCAGAGGUUAAAGGUCAUCUAUGGCUCCAGCGUGGGCUUCCACGUCAUCGACGUGGACUCAGGCAACCCUUACGACAUCUACAUCCCCUCACAUAUCCAGAGCCAGGUGACGCCCCAUGCCAUUGUGGUGCUGCCUAAAACUGAUGGAAUGGAGAUGCUGCUGUGUUAUGAGGACGAAGGCGUCUAUGUCAACACCUAUGGGCGAAUCACUAAGGACGUGGUGCUUCAGUGGGGAGAGAUGCCUACCUCUGUUGCCUAUAUCCAUUCUAAUCAGAUUAUGGGCUGGGGUGAGAAAGCCAUAGAGAUCCGCUCCGUGGAGACGGGUCAUCUGGAUGGGGUCUUUAUGCACAAGAGAGCCCAGAGACUUAAGUUCCUCUGUGAGCGGAACGACAAGGUAUUCUUUGCAUCAGUGCGUUCGGGAGGUAGCAGCCAAGUUUUCUUCAUGACCCUCAACAGAAACUCUAUGAUGAACUGGUGAUAGCUCCUCCCACAGUCCUCUCUGCCUCACUCUCCCAUCGGCCAGCCCGGCGACCCCAACUUGGCCAACGGCACAUCUCACAAAAAGAGCCCGACUGCCUGAGAGGCCACAAGUGAACUCUUUUAACACUGGAGAGACUAAAAAUGGUGUAGAAAAAAAAGUUACCAUAGAGAAAAACAACAAAAACCUGUUCUAAAUGAAGAGACAUGUUACCCUAGUUUAUGUUGGGUCAUGCAGAAGCCAUGGUUACUCAACUGACUGGCAAACUGGUGCCACUGACUUUCCAAAUAUUCCCUCUUUCUCUGUCUGUCUGUCUGUAACUCUUUGCCUUUUGUCUGUCUCGUCUCUCCAAACGGACCAGUGCAUUCAAGUGUUUAGCAACUGUAGAAAUACACUUUACACCUGCCUCCUAUCACUUUUCUUCUUCCUUUUGUCCUCACUUCUUAAGCCCUGCUCUUUCCCUCCUUCCUGUUAGAUCUAGUCAUCAGUUUUUCAGUCCUUUGACACCCAUGUCCUCCGUUUUCCUCCCUUCCUGUCUGCCAUGUGUGGGCUCAUUCCCAGAGAUCCGCACCUCAAGGGAUGGAGGAAGAAUAGACGGAUGAGAUUUAAUAUGAAUUUAAAUGUAUACUUCUGAAUAUGACAGCGCAGGGAGGACAGCUGAGGGAUGACAAAUCUACUCUGGGUGUCGGCCACGAAAGCACGCAGUCCUGAUUGAUUUUCUUUUCUCCUCUGUCACUCCACCUCCUCCUCCUCCGCUUCCUCCUCUCGCCAUCUUUUUCGGGCUCCGAGUAAACUGAAUUGUGAUUUAGUGUUCGAUUGCGUUUCACUGAUAGAGAUGCGGUGAGACUCAGCUGUCAGAGGCGGGGUUGCAAUAGUAUGCAAAGAUGAUGUCUGUGUCCCUUUAAAAUGAAAUCACUGGUCCAUUCUGUCUUUUCUCUCCUCUCUUCUUCUUUCCCACCUCCUGUCACAUCACACUCAUCUCUUGUUUUCACUCUUUAAACUCUGAAGGUGCUGCAUCAGAUAUACUGUAAUAUUAAAUGAACAAUGAGAGUGUCAUUCUGUUCAUUCUGUUUAUUUCUGUUAUUUUCUUUUUUCUCUGUGUAACAGUUUGGAGUCAGUCAGGCUUUUAAGCUUGAUGAAAUGUACAGCACAUGUGACUGAAAUCAGGAGCGUAUGUUAACAUGUGUAUGAAUGCGUGCAUAAUUGUGUGUGUGUGUGUGUGUUUGACUUAAUGUUGAAACAAGUCCCAUUCAAAUCAAGUUCGAAUCAUAAUGGGACAUUGAACUCAGUGUCCACAAAAAAAGAGUCAAGUAAUUCUGUCUCUGUGUGUGAAGUUCUACCUUAAUGCGAUCAAAGCAACAUUGAGUGCGUUUACUUGCAGAUUUAUAAUAGUAUCUUCUUAGUAUGAAGUUUAUGAGUUGGUGUGUCUGAACACCAUGCAUUUAAAUAUAGGCAAUAUUAGUGGUUGAUUUUUUUUUUUUUUUCAGAGUAUGCUCUGUUCGACUUUACACAAUAAUGUUCGGGCUUGUCACGACUGUAGCCAUGUCUCUGUAGGAGAUAAUAAAGAUGCAUAAUAAGAGCUUACCAACUCGACCUCAACAUGAUGUGAGCUACUAUCCCCCGAAUAUUGUGUGCACGUGAAGACACUCCUUCAUUGAAAGCUGUGGUGUCCUUUUGAAUCAUGCUCCUCUCUGAUUGGCUCUUCUGAUUUUGGCUCCUAACUGUUUGUACAGUGCCUAGCAUGAUGUAAGCAAAGCUAAAAUGAGGCCAAGAGAUUAUCACUCAUGUUUGAAUUAAUAAUUUCAUUGCCUAUACAGUUACUUUACAUUUUUUUAUUUUUGGUCUUUUUUUGGUGUGUGUUUGUGUGUUAUUAUCUAACUUUAACACAUUGCUGAUGUUAUUUGUCUCUUCUAAUGGAGAUUUCAUUAAUAACUUUAAGAUUUGAUUUAUUCUUUGAAAGGAGUCACUGAAUAUGGUAUGACAAAACCUUAAUGCAAUCAUUAAUACAUAUUGUAUUAAAUUUAUAACACUAUUGAGGGGUGGAUGUGUUGCAUGCAUACUCAUCCAUGUCAGACAGCAAUGUAAGGGAUAUACUGCAGAUUUGGCAGUAUAUUGGAAUAUGGUUAACAAAUUUAAGGUGGCACAAAAAGUAGACUCAUUUCCCUGUUAUGUAAUGAUCAUUUAAAUUUAGUUUUUUCUUGUUAAAUUAUUAAAUGCUUUCUGUUAUAUUUUCAAGGACUUUUUACACAUCCAUGCAGUAGCUGUUCCUGCGGAGCUGUAAGUUAGAUUCACUGAUCUCUGCUAUGGGGAGCAGGCUAACAUUUAGCAAUAAAGAGCCGAGCUGAAGAAACAACCGUCUUCCCUGUGUGUGCACGCAUGCAUCUAUUUGUAUGAUUUAAUGUGUGAAUGGGGCAUUAUUACUAUGUUUGUCCAUUGUGGAAUUCACUCUUCCAAUUGGAAAAAUGAUGACAGUCAUUACACUGAGAACUCUCCUUUCAAAGACAAAACCACUGUAUUCCUUAUUCUGUUUAUUUCUUGUUUUCUUUAUUUUGAAAGAGCAUUACUAAUGUCCUGUUUUGGGAUUUAUUUGUUUUGUAAAAGAGAUGCUGUAAGAGAGAAAUAAAUGAAACUAGAGCAUUAUGCUUCUGAAA